Molecule: messenger RNA, 1464 nt
Organism: Musa acuminata AAA Group (dessert banana)
Lineage: Eukaryota; Viridiplantae; Streptophyta; Magnoliopsida; Zingiberales; Musaceae
Product: phosphoglycerate mutase-like protein 1
Exons: 10
Coding region: 55-1125 (356 amino acids)
Cellular component (GO): cytoplasm
Molecular function (GO): phosphatase activity
Source: RefSeq, a predicted model, not a curated record
CACGAUUGCCCCCGUCUCGCCCCAAACCGCACGAAUUGAAGCCCGCACUUGGAUAUGACCCAUUCCGUCUUCGCCUCGCCCUCAUCGUCCUCCUCUGUCUUCAUCGCCACAACCAACCAUCGCUGCUAUCACCGCCGCAAAACCCAUCUUCCGAUUACCUCCCUCCCACCAUUUCUUCGUCGCCCGCCGCCUCCUUCCCCUUCCUUGUCUUGGCCACGCCGGCUUGCCGCUUCGGCUCCCGUCCGCUGCACAUCCGGCUUGUCAGAGAUGGAUGAUGUCACCGGUUCAAGCUUGUUUCCUUUGCAGCGUUGCAAAACUGUGCACGUGGUUAGGCAUGCACAGGGCAUUCAUAAUGUGGAAGGCGAGAAGGACUACAAAGCAUACUUAUCUCCAGAACUUUUUGAUGCACAUCUUACUCCAUUGGGAUGGGAUCAGGUUGAUAGUCUCCAUAAACACAUUAAAGCUUGUGGCCUAUCUAAGAAAAUUGAAUUGGUUAUUACAUCUCCUUUGUUAAGGACAAUGCAAACUGCGGUUGGGGUGUUUGGAGGUGACAGCCAAAGCGAUGGAAAUAACACACCAGCCUUAAUGGUUGAAAAUGCUGGGAAGAGUCGACGGCCUGCAAUUUCCAGUUUGAACUGCCCACCAUUUAUAGCAGUUGAAUAUUGCCGAGAGCACUUGGGAGUUCACCCUUGUGAUAAGAGGAGCAGUAUAAGCGAGUAUCGGCAGCUUUUUCCAGCUAUUGAUUUUUCUUUGAUAGAAAAUGAUGAAGACAUCUUGUGGAAAGCAGACAUCAGAGAGGCCAAUGAGGAGGUUGCAGCUAGAGGAGUGAAAUUUAUUAACUGGUUGUGGACACGUAAAGAGAAGGAGAUUGCUAUUGUUAGCCAUAGUGGAUUCUUGUUUCAUACCUUACAAAUGUUUGGUGGUGACUGUCAUCCUAUUGUUAAGGAGGAAAUUGGCAAACACUUUGCGAACUGUGAGCUGCGAUCCAUGGUAUUGGUUGACAGAAGUAUGCUUGGUUCAGAUUCAUCUUGUAGCAAUUAUCAUCCCGGUAAGGCACCAGGCGGCCUUGAUCUGCCCAGUGAUGUUGCUCAUGAGAAGCACUGCACCCAGAAAAACAUGGUGUGAAAUAGAUUUUCCAGGAUGGCCUUCGCCUUCGGUUACAUCUGGCAAGGUGAAAUAGGCCUUCAGGUGGAUGUGAUGCCGCAGGAUUCAUUUUCUUUUUUUGAGAAAUCAAUCCUGCCUGGAAUAUUUACUUAAUAUCUAUAUUUUUUGAUGUGAUGCAUCGAAUAGACUGGUCCCACGCAGCUACGGUUUUGUCUAGAGUUAUGACAAGCUGAGGCUGGAAGAUGCGUAGAACACUCGAUGUGGAGAUUGUGCAUUGUUGUCACUAAAAGUUGAAUGUGUCUUACUAUAAUCCUUGACUGCCAUACGAUCAUGUUCUUUAUGAAUCUCUUCGUUUACCUA